AUGAACCACUACCGGUACUUUUCACGGGCGUUGAAAGUGGCUAUCAUCUACCAAGCCGUUGAUACCGAAGCUGGAACGACAACGGAGAUGACGGGCAGGCUGGGGUGGGCUUUGAUGAAGUACGAAGUCACGACGCCAAAGGUGCCUCCGCCACCUCCCCGGAGAGCCCAAAACAGGCCUGUUCUUCUUCUCACUCGCUAUGAUGGAUCUACCAUCGGGCAUCACGACGUCAAUGGCAAGGACGUGGCCAGCAGCAAGACCGUACAAUGGGUUAAUAGGGUGCCCGCCACCAGCAAUUUAGCCUCCUCCGAAGCCGACAGUCUUGCUCUCUCCUCCAAUCACAACGACACCAUGCGCAUCUGCAGCUUCGUAAAUGGUAUUGCCGCCGAAAUGAAAAUAUGA
Molecule: messenger RNA, 402 nt
Organism: Colletotrichum gloeosporioides
Lineage: Eukaryota; Fungi; Ascomycota; Sordariomycetes; Glomerellales; Glomerellaceae
Product: FAD-linked oxidoreductase easE
Exons: 3
Coding region: 1-402 (133 amino acids)
Source: RefSeq, a predicted model, not a curated record